This is a messenger RNA of Puntigrus tetrazona (Sumatra barb), 1809 nucleotides long. RefSeq names its product SH3-domain GRB2-like endophilin B1b (gene sh3glb1b). The coding region runs from base 302 to 1495 and encodes 397 amino acids. Gene Ontology annotation, molecular function: protein binding. Gene Ontology annotation, biological process: membrane organization. The record is from RefSeq and is a predicted model, not a curated record. The transcript has 11 exons. Lineage: Eukaryota; Metazoa; Chordata; Actinopteri; Cypriniformes; Cyprinidae. Gene Ontology annotation, cellular component: membrane; cytoplasm.
GAGCUUGUCCUUCCUCACACUCCCUCACUCCUAAAAGCGGCUGCUCUUCGCUAGUAGCUACACCUCAAUACCUCUCUACCAGACAGCCUUAACACAGCUUUACACGUUUAUUUUUAGUUUCUUGGUUAUCUUCCCGGUCGCGUUUUUACAUGGACUACACGCUGCUUACGACAAAGCGAGCUGAAUUCAAAAGUGUUUUGGCCGGGCGAAGAGAGGCUACAGCAGGCUAAUCUGCGUUUGCUAACAGGCUUCAGAUCAGACCGAUCGUUCGAAACAUCAGUGUUUUAUAAACGGCACAGACAUGGAGUUCAACGUAAGACGGCUAGCAGCGGACGCGGGCACUUUCCUCAGUCGUGCUGUCCAGUUCACAGAGGAGAAGUUUGGGCAGGCAGAGAAGACCGAGCUGGACGCCCAUCUAGAGAUCCUUUUGAGUAGGGCAGAAUCCACCAAGCACUGGACAGAGAAGAUCAUGAAGCAGACAGAAGUUUUGCUGCAGCCGAACCCUAAUGUCCGGAUGGAGGAGUUCCUUUACGAGAUGCUGGACAAAAAAGUCCCAAUGCGUGCCAACAACCACGAGUUACUGGGGGAGUGCAUGAUCGACUCUGGCCACGAGUUUGGACCUGGAACAGCAUACGGUAGUGCUCUCAUUAAAUGUGGGGAGACUGAGAAGCUGUUAGGCAGUGCAGAAAAAGAGUUCAUUCAGAGCUCCGCCAUUAAUUUCCUCACUCCCUUUAGGAACUUCAUCGAGGGAGAUUUUAAAACCAUAUCGAAAGAACGCAAACUGCUUCAGAAUAAGCGUCUAGAUCUGGAUGCUGCCAAAAACCGAAUGAAGAAGGCCAGGGUGGCUGACGCUCGAUCUGCAGAGCUGAACUCAAGCCCUCCGCUGGGAGAGGAGUAUGUGGCUCACUUUUCUUACAUGCUCGGCUUCUUGCAUGUCAGGUGGCUAAAGCUGUGGGCUGAGGAGGUAAAGCAGGCAGAGACGGAACUGAGGAUAGCACAGAGUGAGUUUGACCGGCAGGCUGAGAUCACCAGACUUCUGCUGGAGGGCAUCAGCAGCACUCAUGCUCAUCACUUGCGCUGUCUGAAUGACUUUGUGGACGCCCAAGCCUCAUAUUACGCCCAGUGCUACCAGUACAUGGUCAAUCUUCAGAAACAGCUGGGAAGCUUUCCAUCUACGUUCUCUAACAACAAUCAGCCGUCCGGCGGCUCCUCCGCCAGCAUCUCUGUUCCCACGGCACAGCCGGCCGCCUCACUGCCCGCCCCGCCGCCCAGCCAGACGUCACCCGCGCUCAACGAGCUCCGCAGCACCUCAGGCACCCGCAAGGCCCGUGUGCUCUACGACUACGACGCCGCCAGCAGCAGCGAGCUCUCUCUACUCGCCGACGAGGUGAUCACGGUGAGCAGCGUGCCAGGCAUGGACUCUGAUUGGCUGAUGGGGCAAAGGGGGAAUCAGAAAGGCAAAGUGCCAAUUACCUACUUGGAGCUGCUCAAUUAAGGUCAGCGAGAAGUACAACAAAAACAAAUUCACAUUGUAGAUGUGAUUUGACAAGAGUAACACUCCAGAUGUGAUCCGAGAGUUUAAUGUAGCGCAAAGCAAUAUAAAAGUCUUCUACACUGCCAUGUCCUGUUGUGUGAACGUCUCCUCUGCCAUGCGAGGGUGUCAUAGUAGCCUUACAGUAAAGAAAAGCAGGCUGAGAUUGCCAACUAUUCAUCAGUUACGUGCCAACGGAUUUUUUUUUUUUUACUGCUAAACUAAUUGAUUGUGCUAUACUGUGCUAUGAUGCUCUAAUAAAUAUUAUAUGAACCUGG